AUUGAUGGGGAUUAGUGAAGAACAACAGCUGUUUAACAAGUUAGGAGCUUCAUGCUGGAGACCUUGAAUUGUCCACCCGAUCCAUAUUUAAAGAUGGGUUAUUGCCUUGUGUGUGUGUCUGUGUGUUAAAAGCUUUUAAUUUUGAGAAGGGAUAUGGUUGGAGUUUGAUUCUUCCAAAAUAUCAUAAAUCAUUAAAUCUUUAUUCUCUUUUGAUCAGGGGGAUUAGGGAGUCCAAGUUUAUUUAUAUUUUAACUUAAAGAGUCCAUACAUGAUCUUCAUUCCAUGAAAUUAGCUUUCUUCCUUGUUCUGUAAUAUUUGAUCUUAGAUACUUGCAGUUAUCCUCAUGGCAUACAUCCCUCCACAUAGAAGACAGAUAAACGGUGCAGAGAAAAUAUCACCUACUCCCUAUCCUUGCUUUCCUGGUCAAUUUAGAAGAAGUUCGACUACUCCAACAUCAACCAGCUGCUUCUGCUCUAAUUCAGAGAGAAGGAAUAACUCCCAACACCCUUUGCGUGGUAAAAAUAUUCCUUAUGGAAACGACCCAAUCUGUAAAUGGUUGAUGGUUGGUCCGACAGAUCUCACUUUACUUGAGAUGAAGCCAAUUUCCCAUGAAUUUGUUGAGGGGAUAUAUGGAGAAAAACCACUGGUUCUGACUUGUGCCCACCCAACAACAGUUGCUUCCCUACAAGUUGUAGUUAACAACACAGGGAGCACUGGAACAAGCCCAUGGGUGUAUCUGGCAGAGAAGCUACAACCAGACCUUGUAAAAUCUUUCCAAAACGUAUGCAAGGAAAUUGAUGAGUUCCAAGAAUCUGAAGAAAUAAAGCCUACAUUUCGGGUCAGAUUUGGAAAAAUCGUCUUUCGUGGGGGACGGUCUAAUAUGUUGGACUCUAUCAAAAAUAGUUUGGCUGAUGAAAGUCCAUCGAAUGAAGAUUUGCAGAGAUGGUUUCAUGCAGAUAUUCCUAGUUCGUACAUGGAAUUCAUUUUAAGUUACAUUGUCCCAAAAACUGGACUAGCUUUUGAAACUGAAAAUGAAUAUUACCAUGUAAAGUUAUUAGACAAAUCCGAUUCAAAGACAGUUAUUUCAUGUAAAUGUUGGGCAACUGAAGCUGAUGGAGAAUUGGAACUCCAAGAGAUAGAACUAUGCCAACUACGUCAUCUCGUAGUAGACAUAUCAUGCCUCGAAAAGAAUCUAGACAUGAGGAUGAUGGUAUCUUCUAGAAAGAGAGCCUUGAUGUCAUUGACUGAAGAUCAAAAGAAUAGCUUGGGAAAUUUAAUAAGGUCGGCAGUUAUAGAUCCAAAUGUAAAGGGAGUCCUAAGAUGGCCUGUAGAAGAUUCUUUUGAAGAUAAAUACAAGGUUAUUGCAGUUUAUCACUCAAAAUGCAAGUCUUUUAAAAAUUCAUUGUUGAGGCUCAAAAUACAUGAUGGAGAUCAGUUUGAUUUUACAUCAUCAACUGGGAUGGAUGCAAGGAACAUCACUCUCGAGAUGGCAGGAGUUGUUGAUGAGAUAUUGCAGGGUCAGAAGAUAGGGAUGUGCGCUGCAACUGAGAUGUUUCAAGAUACUCUAAAACUGAUAUGGGACAACUUCUUGAGUUGUUAUGACUUAUCUUUCACUUAAAUCCCCAUUAUGAAUAUUCUCUUUUUUCUUUCUUUGUAAGCAUGCAGCUGAGAUGCUUCCAGUUCCAGAUACUCUUGAAUUGAUGUGGAAUAUAUUCUUGAGUUAUUAAUUGUAACUUAUAAUUAAAUUUCCAUUGA
Molecule: messenger RNA, 1755 nt
Organism: Nelumbo nucifera (sacred lotus)
Lineage: Eukaryota; Viridiplantae; Streptophyta; Magnoliopsida; Proteales; Nelumbonaceae
Source: RefSeq, a predicted model, not a curated record